Messenger RNA from Toxotes jaculatrix (banded archerfish), 7353 nucleotides. It is a transcript of the gene cadps2, whose product is annotated as Ca++-dependent secretion activator 2. Gene Ontology annotation, cellular component: glutamatergic synapse. The coding region runs from base 144 to 3878 and encodes 1244 amino acids. NCBI's taxonomy places the organism in Eukaryota, Metazoa, Chordata, Actinopteri, Toxotidae. Gene Ontology annotation, biological process: synaptic vesicle exocytosis; dense core granule exocytosis; positive regulation of exocytosis. The record is from RefSeq and is a predicted model, not a curated record. The transcript has 27 exons.
ACCGCGGCAGGGCAGGACUCUCGCUCGGUAAAGUGCAGCCGUUAACGCCACGUCGACUAAAACAAACAAACUAAAGCUUAAACAAUUCUUUCUGUCUGUCGCCUGCUCUGUCGGUGUUAACCGGAGUUUUCACGCCGUGAAUCAUGCUGGACCCGUCCUCCAGCGAAGACACCGGCGGGGAGUCCGACUCAGAAGUUGUCCAGGAGGCUCCGAGGAAACCGGCUGCCUCCUCGGCGGGGAAACGCGGGAACAACAACCGGGCGGGCGGCCAGCAGCGACAGUCCGCUGCACCUGGAGGUGCCCCCGGCAAAGGUGCGAAAGACAGCCAUGCUACAGGUGAAGAGGAGGAGAGGAAGGAGCGAGAGCGGAUCCAGAAGGAGGAAGAGGAGAGGAAAAUUAAACUGCAGAUUUAUGUGUUCGUCCUUCGGUGCAUAGCCUACCCGUUCAACGCUAAGCAGCCCACCGACAUGGCCCGGCGACAGCAAAAGGUGAACAAGCAGCAGCUGCAGGCGGUGAAGGAGCGUUUUCAGGCCUUCCUCAACGGGGAAACGCAGAUCAUGGCGGAUGAAGCUUUCUGCAAUGCUGUGAGGAGCUACUAUGAGGGCUUCCUGAAGAGUGAGCGUGUUUCCCGGAUGGUCCAGAGCGGCGGCUGCUCGGCCAACGACUUCCGCGAGGUCUUCAAGAAGAACAUCGAGCGGCGCAUUCGCAGCCUCCCGGAGAUUGACGGCUUGAGCAAAGAGACGGUGCUGAGCUCCUGGAUCGCCAAGUAUGAUGCCAUCUACAGGGGGGACGAGGACAUGCGGCGGCAGCCACAGCGGGCGCACCUGAGCGCUGUGUCGGAGCUCAUCCUCAGCAAAGAGCAACUGUACGAGAUGUUCCAACAGAUCCUCGGCAUCCGAAAGUUUGAGCACCAGCUGCUGUACAACGCCUGCCAGCUGGACAACGUGGAUGAGCAGGCAGCUCAGAUCCGCAGAGAGCUGGACGGCAGGUUACAGCUGGCCGAGAAGAUUGCCAGGGAGAGGAGAUACCCAAAGUUCGUCUCUGCUGACAUGGAGGCUCUGUACGUGGAGGAGCUGCGUUCGUCGGUCAACCUACUGAUGGCGAACCUGGAGAGUCUGCCGGUGUCCAAAGGAGGUCCGGACUUCAAACAGAAGCUCAAACGCUCCUCUAUGAACAACUCCUUCCUGGACAUGGGAGAUGAGGGAGACAUCCUGUCCAAGUCUGAUGUGGUGCUGUCCUUCACUCUGGAGAUCGUGAUCAUGGAGGUCCAGGGUCUGAAGUCCGUCGCUCCAAACCGGAUUGUUUACUGCACUAUGGAGGUGGAGGGAGGAGAGAAGCUGCAGACGGACCAAGCUGAAGCCGCCAGACCACAGUGGGGGACGCAGGGGGACUUCACCACGACUCACCCUCUGCCCUCGGUCAAAGUAAAGCUGUUCACAGAGAGCACUGGGGUCCUGGCUCUGGAGGACAAGGAGCUGGGCCGGGUGGUCCUGAACCCGACCACCAACGGACCAAAGCAGGCCGAGUUCCACCGGAUGGUCGUCCCCAAGAACAGUCAGGACACUGAGCUGAAGAUCAAACUGGCCGUCCGCAUGGACAAACCCCCCAACAUGAAGCACAGCGGGUACCUGUACGCUGUGGGACAGAGGGUCUGGAAACGCUGGAAAAGAAGAUAUUUUGUUCUUGUUCAGGUGAGCCAGUACACGUUCGCCAUGUGCAGCUACAGAGAGAAGAAGGCUGAGCCUCAGGAGCUGAUGCAGCUGGAGGGCUACACGGUGGACUACUGCGACCCUCAACCAGGUCUGCAGGGUGGUCGGGUGUUCUUUAACGCAGUGAAGGAGGGCGACCUGGUGAUGUUCGCCUGUGACGAUGAGCAGGACCGGGUGCUGUGGGUCCAGGCCAUGUACCGGGCCACUGGACAGUCCUACAAACCAGUCCCACCGCUGCAGAACAAAACCACAAACUGCAGAGGAGGAAUUCAGAAACCAGCGUCCCCCAUCAGUCUGGAUCCAUCGCAGCGACAGGGGGUGGAGGAGUUGAUCUCUGCGUCGCCGUGUCGCUUCGACCACGCCGCCCUCUUCACCAUUUUACAGAAACACACACUGCAGCACCGCAUGAGCGACUCCUUCUCCUGCCUGGGCUGGUUCAGUCCCGGUCAGGUGUUUGUCCUGGAUGAGUACUGCGCUCGGUACGGCGUUCGAGGCUGCCACCGUCACCUGAGCUACCUGAAGUGUCUGAUGGAUUAUUCAGAGAACAACGCACUGGUCGAUCCCACGCUGCUACACUACAGCUACGCCUUCUGCGUCUCCCACGUCCACGGAAACAGGCCUGACGGGAUGGGAACAGUGACCGUGGAGGAGAAGGAGCAGUUUGAGGCCAUGAAGAGUCGCCUUAUGGCUCUGCUGGAGGAGCAGAUCACUCAUUUUAGGUACUGCUUUCCCUUUGGACGACCAGAUGGGGCCCUGAAGGCAACGCUCUCCCUGCAGGAACGGGUUUUGAUGAAGGACAUCACCACGCCUGUCCCUCCGGAGGACAUGAAGAAACUUGUGCAGAGGUGCCUGGAAAAAGCCGCUCAAAUCAACUACAGUCAGCUGAUCGAGUACGCUCAGAUCAAGGUGGAUCCUCAGGCAGCUUCAGAGAAGAGACUGGAGGACAUGAUGAGACUGGGAGAACUCUGCAUUGAAGUCCUGCAGCAGAACGACGAGCAUCACUCUGAGGCUUUCUCGUGGUGGCCGGAGCUCAUGGCCGAACACGCGGAAACAUUUCUGUCUCUGUACAGAGCCGACAUGGACGCCGCUCUGCAGGUCCAGCCCGUGGACUCCUGGGACAGCUUCCCACUUUUCCAACUCCUCAACAACUUCCUGCGAACUGACCCUCACCUGUGUAACGGGACGUUCCACAAACACCUGCAGGACCUGUUCGUCCCUCUGGUGGUGCGCUACAUCGACCUGAUGGAGUCGUCCAUCGCUCAGUCCAUCCACCGCGGCUUCGAGCAGGAGACCUGGCAGUCCGUCAAUAAUGGCUCAGCCACCUCAGAGGAUUUGUUCUGGAAGCUGGAUGCUCUGCAGAUGUUUGUUCUGGACCUUCACUGGCCGGAACCUGAGUUCGCCAAACAUCUGGAGCAGAGACUGAAACUGAUGGCCAGCGACAUGAUGGAGGCCUGCGUCAAGAGAACAAAAUCUGCAUUUGACUCCAAAAUGCAAAAAGCGAGUAAGUCGACGGACUUCCGGGUGCCGCUGUCAGUCUGCACCAUGUUCAACGUGCUGAUGGACGCCAAGAAGCAGUGCUCCAAACUCUGUGUGCUGGAUUCCGGUCAGGAGAUUGACAAACAAUGGCAACAGUACCACUCCAAAAUCGAUGUCCUGAUUGACGAGGCGUUCAAAGAAAUGAUUUCCUCCCUCGUCUCAAAGUUUGUCGGGGUUUUAGACGGCGUCCUCUCCAAGCUCUCGAGAUACGAUGAAGGGACAUUCUUCUCUUCAAUCCUGUCUUUCACAAAACCAGGGAUGGAUCUGGCCGACACUUACAUCACCUUCAUACGGCAGAACCAGGACAUCCUCCGAGACCGUGUCAACGAUGAGCUCUACAUCGAGGAGGUGUUUGAUCAAUGGUAUACUGGCUCCAUGAAGGCAGUGUGUGUUUGGUUGACUGACAGACUGGACCUGCAGCUCCACAUGUACCAGCUGAAAACACUCAUCAAGAUUGUGAAGAAGACCUACCGAGACUUCAGGCUGCAGGGCGUCUUGGACAGCACACUGAACAACAAGAGCUAUGAGACCAUCUACAACCGUCUGACAGUGGAAGAAGCCACAGCAGCUGUCAAGGCGGGUGACGGCCUGCAGGGCAUCAGCAUGAGAGACAGCGACGAGGAGGACGAUUAAACACACACACACUCUCCCCUCACACACCCUAUUACUACUUGAUUGUCAUCCUUUCUAACAGAUCAGGACCUUCUGUCACAGUUAAUGAUAGGUGGCAUCUACUUCACUAAACAGCUGUCAUUAAAAAGUAAAACUCAGACUAAAGCUGAAACUACAGUCAACAAAUGUAACUUCAUAACAAUGAUUCUGGAAAAUAUUGCAGCUGAACAAAAUAGCACCACCAUGCUGUACUGUUAACAGUGGGGACUGCUGCCUGAUGAUGUUAGAUAGCAAACCAACAAUUUUUAGUUUGCUAAUCGAUUUUCUUCACUCAGUCAUUGCAAAAUAUAAACUAAAACAAAACUGAAACAACAGUCCGAUUGUAUAUGUCUGGACAAAAUAACCAUGCCAUUAUCAACAACAGGACCAGUUACGCCAACGGUAGCUAGUGAGCCAAACUGUUGAUUCAUUUUCUAAACUGAACUUUACUCCACUUAAGUGAAAAGUACACAGCAAAUAUAAGAACUGAAAUUACAACAAGUCAACAAAUAUCAUUUUAUGAUAAGAAUGGUGAAAAUGAACAGAAAUAGAAAUCUGGCUGCCAGACACUGUUCUCAACAGCAAGACUAGUUAUGCUAACAUUAGCCAGUGAGUCUUGUUGUUAAUGCAUUUUCUGCUAAAGCCUACUUUACUCAGUCACCCACGAAUUAGCAUUUUUAACUGAAUCUGGAGCUAACAUUAUCAUUACACCCCUAAUUUGAAUUUAGUGUUACAUUAUCUCAAUGGUUAAUAUUCUGUAACGUUAGCUUAAUGGCUAACAUUAUUUUGUUAGCUAACAGAAAACAAAAGCUAGGAGGACAGCUGUUACCACAGAAGUACAAUUAAGUCAUGACAAAUUAAUGAUGUUACUGUUAUUUGCUACAAUUAAAAUUAUACUAAAAUAUAACUAUCAUGUAGUCCAGCAGUUACGUAGCUUUCUUGACCAACCAUGAAGGUUACUCUACUGAGUAAUCUCUAAAUCCAGUUUUUUUUUUUCAACAAAACAAUGUGUGUGGAAAAAAACAUACAAGAUUCAUAUAUUCAACAAGAUUAUCUUCUCAAACUGAAGAACACGGUUGCCAUUGUUUUGUUUUUGUUUUUUUAUUGUCAACGCGUCUCAUGGAAAGACCAAAACCAACAAUUUUUUGUCACUUCUCUCGAUAGUUUUCAACUUAGAAGCCCUCAGUGAUGUUAUGUUGUAGCUGAACAUGUAAAAACAUUUUUGGCUUUUUGAACCACAGACCUUUUUUUCUCUAUAAACUGAAAACACAGUGGGUAGAAUUAGAUGAAGAAGCAUAUGUAGCUUUCAUUUUUUAGGACUUAACAAGGUGACACUGAGUAUAGUUGCACAUGUGCAGUAGAGGUAAAAUGGCACUCAUCAUGACUGAAGACCUGAUCAGUUGAGGAUGAACGCUCAGGUAGUGACACGCACCCUUUUUCUCAACCAAUCACAUGCUCAUCACCCAGACACUGAUGUGCGUAUAUGUACAUGAGUCAGAAUGUACGACAAAAAAGGAAGUCAUGGUGAGACGAGGCGUCUGAAAGACGCUCUGGACAGUGCUGAGACAAACCUCGUCCUCCCACUCUCACCUGCAGGACAGGAAGCCCCGCCCUCCUCCAUGUGCAGCCAUACUCUGAUUGAUGUCACUUUGUACAGUAGAGCUCAGCGACCACCGUCAGUGCAGCUCCUUCCUGUUUUGUUUUCAUCCGCAGUUGUAGCUUAAUGUCCAGCAGCUCUGAAACCCCACAGUCAAAACGCCCUCGCUGCCUUUUUUGUCACAUUCCCGACAGCAACAGCAGCAAAAUCCACUAAAAACAUUUAGUUUUAUUUGACAGGAAGCUUGGAAUUGUAAGGUUCUAUCUAACUGGUUUUAUAUAAGCUUAGUUACCCACUUUCAUUUUCCUCACCUGUAAUCCAAAAGCACUGGCCACAAAGGUAAAAUUGGAGUGAUGUUGUUAAAGCACCUCAGUACUUGAGGUUGGGAUGGAUUGUGGCUGUUGUCCUUGACUCUUUGAAACAAAUUUGACCAAAAGUCCAACGUUUGUUUUGUUUAACCCUGACCAUGAUCUUUCUUUAACCUCGAACAAGUAGCUUUAAUCUGCUAAGUUUGUCUGUAUAUGUUAAUGUGAGUACUCCAAGUUAACCUCUGAAAUCUGAGAAAACAGUGACGUCUAUUAAAAGAGGUCAGACCGGUAAAUAAAGUGUUCGGUGAUCAGAGAGGUUGGAAACAAAACAGCGGUUUAUCCAUAUCUAAACCUCAUUGUCAGACUGUACUUUAUAACUUCACACUGUUAUAAAGUACAGUAGGUCAAAGCUGAAGCAGAGAAUGGGUCUGUGAACUGUGUUGGAUGUUUACAUGGACACUGAGUCAUAUUUUUACUUAGUGUUGAAAAUCACUUUUGUUAACCUGGGGCUUUUGUUUCCAACCUGUCUUGAUUGUCUGACUUGCACGCGUUUCUUUACCUGUUGGACUUUGUUGUUACAGAAACUCAUAGAAAUAAUGCCCAAACUUACAAAAACCCAAGAUUUCCUUAACUUUAACCAUAUUCUACUUGCCAAGUGCUGAUGUUGUGAAAAUAGAAAAACAUCAACGAUUCGUAAAAUUGCUCAGUGUUAUGUUUUUUCUGGCAACAGGGUUAAGAUUUAAACUAAAUUUGAUGUUUGGUGUCUUAGAUCUUAGAUGAACUCUUACAACUUCAAGCUAACGAAAUGUUGCUGUGCUGCUGUAAUUCCUGAAUCUGAAUCUUCUGUAGUUCAAAAUGUACGCUGCUGAACGAAGACUGGUGGCCUCAGGUGGUAAAAGAAGCAAAAAAUGAAAUAUUAUUCCACGGGUCUGGGUUCUGUGAAACAGCACACAAAUUACACAGGUGUUCGCACAGGCAUGAAGAGUCUGUUCCACCACAUCAAGAUGUGAAAAGGUGUUAAAACUGCAACCAAGCUUGAAGUGGAAGUGGGGAAUAACUGUCCAGAAACACUACUACAUGUUGAUGUAGUUGUAUAUCUGCUGUCAUUUCUGUUUAUUGUGAUAUUUACUGUUGUGAAGAAUUCUGUUGAGCUGUAGAGUGGUAUGGUCGUACUGCCUGAUGUGCAUCAUAUCCAACGUCGAUCAAAGUCUUAGAAACGUGCUGACAAACUGAAAAGGUCUGGACUUUUUUACCAGGAACAUCCCAGAAUGUGGAUCUGUUUUUAAUCUGAUUACUGUCUUUAACCUGAUCAGCUGAGCGGACAAAGCGUCUCAUCACUGCUGCUCCUUCAGUCACUAACGUCUGUUUGCGUGUUGUUGUUGAGAAAUAAGAGUUUUAUCUGUAAAUUCAGUGUAGAUCCAGUUUGUGUCAGUGCAGUCAAAAGGCCAAAAACUGAAGGACAAAAGUCUAUUUGAAGAGGUAUAUUUAUAUUGUCUUAUCGUGCACCUGUUUUGUUCAGGUGUCUUAUCUAAGUGUCACUAUUAAAAGUGUU